UCUUUUUUUCAUGAAAAGAAACAAGUGACCCAGAAAAGAAAACAGGAAGUCAUCCCACAUAAAUUGGACGUGACCUCAAAAGUCAGGGGAAGUGACUCAAAAUGCCCCAAAGUUAACAGGGCGUGAGCCACCCAAAAAGGAAAUGAACACGUGACCCAUAAAUGGCCAAAACUCAACAGGAAUGGAUAGGAAGUGAUCCAAAAUGAACAAGGAAGUGACAUGAAAAUAAACAGGAAGUUUGCCUAGCGACCAGCCCACGCAGCAAAUGGUCUCACAUUUACUUGUUCGUUUAGUUUUGAGUUGAUUGUUUUCAAAAUGCAUUUCUUCAAAAACCCCAAAAUAAAAAUCCCAUCAAUAAUGAAUGAUAUUAAAGUGAAGUGGCACUAUAAAGGGUUAAGGAGGGAGGAGCCAAGAAGUUAGAAUCGAGGGGGCCCCUGAACCCAUCUUUGUCCCCCUCCUCUGUGCGUGUGUGGCCAGCCAGCCAGCCAGCGAGCGAGCGAGCGUCCCUUCGCCCGCUCGGCUUUCCGUCUGCCGUCGUCGUUCGUUCAAAAGCGGAUUCUUUUGCUUUUCCCGCCAGCUCCUCCGUCCUUGCCCGACAGUUUCUCGGUCAUGAGGCGGUGAAGGCCGGCCGGCCGGCCGUCUCGCUCGAGGCGGGGCCAUGGCGGACCCCGCCCACUCGGACCUGAUCGCCAGGCACUACAACUACACCGGCAAGCUGCGCAAGUGGGACGGGUCGGGCCUGAAGGCCGACUCGGCCGUCUUCCUGGCCGUGUGCUGCCUGAUCGUCCUGGAGAACCUCCUGGUCCUGGCCACCAUCUGGAGGACCAAGAAGUUCCACAAGCCCAUGUUCUACUUCCUGGGCAACCUGGCGCUGUCCGACCUCCUGGCGGGCGUGGUCUACGCCGCCAACAUCCUGCUGUCGGGCGCCAACACUUACAGGCUGACGCCCACCCAGUGGUUCCUGCGCGAGGGCUCGGUCUUCGUGGCCCUGGCGGCCUCCGUCUUCAGCCUGCUGGCCAUCGCCGUGGAACGCCACCUGACCAUGCUGAAAAUGAAGGUGCACGACGGGGGGCGCGCCGGCCGCGUCUUCCCGCUGCUCAGCGCCGUGUGGAUGGUGGCCGCCCUCUUGGGGGGCCUCCCCCUCAUGGGCUGGAACUGCAUCGGACGGCUGGAGCGCUGCUCCACCGUGCUGCCCCUCUACCACAAAACCUACAUCCUCUUCUGCACGACCGUCUUCAGCGUCAUCCUGAUGGCCAUCGUGGCCCUCUACGCCCGCAUCUACGCCCUGGUGCGCGCCCGCAGCCGUCGCCUGGUCCCGCGCGAGGGGGGGGCCAAGAGCUGCGAGCGCUCCAUGGCGCUGCUGAAAACGGUGGUGGUGGUGCUGAGCUGCUUCAUCGCCUGCUGGGCGCCGCUCUUUGUGCUCCUGCUGCUGGACGCCGCCUGCCGGACGCACGGCUGCGCCAUCCUCUACCGGGCCCAGUGGUUCCUGGCGCUGGCCGUGCUCAACUCGGCCACCAACCCGCUCAUCUACACGCUGACCAGCGAGGAGAUGCGACGCGCCUUCCUGGAGACGCUGCUGUGCGGGUCGGACCGCCUCCGCGUCUCCGCUCGCGCCGCCGCCGCCGAAUUCAGCCGCGGGCGCUCCGAGAACUCCUCGCGUCCCGAAGGGGAGGAGUCCCGGGGUUCCUCCCCGCCAGCGAUGGCCCCUCCCUCCUGCUGAAAGGAUCCGGCCGAGCCGUCGCGACCGACCGGU
Molecule: messenger RNA, 1753 nt
Organism: Corythoichthys intestinalis (scribbled pipefish)
Lineage: Eukaryota; Metazoa; Chordata; Actinopteri; Syngnathiformes; Syngnathidae
Gene: s1pr1
Product: sphingosine-1-phosphate receptor 1
Exons: 2
Coding region: 659-1720 (353 amino acids)
Biological process (GO): sphingosine-1-phosphate receptor signaling pathway; adenylate cyclase-activating G protein-coupled receptor signaling pathway; regulation of metabolic process
Cellular component (GO): plasma membrane; cytoplasm
Molecular function (GO): sphingosine-1-phosphate receptor activity
Source: RefSeq, a predicted model, not a curated record